UUGUAAGCGAUUUUAUAGCAUGAAAUUUUGAAAUAGGCAUUAAAAUUACAAUUAUUAAAAACGGAGUAUUGUUUUUAAACUGUUAUAGUGACCUAAAAAUAAUGUUUUGUGUUUACUUAAAUUCUACAUCAAUUAUAAUUUAAAUCAGUUUGUGUGUUAGAAGCUAUACCUCUGUCUCAAUAUAGGUGGACAGUAUUGAAAGGUCUCUAUUGUGUGAAAAACUCAUAUAGACUCUUAGAAAUUGAAAAGUUUUGGGAUUUUUGUGUUACCGAGUAAGAUGAGUUUAUCUUACCAUAAAUAUAAAAGAUAACAGAUGUACUACUUACUUUGUGCUUUACUACAUUGGUGAAUUAAUGAUACUCAACACGAACAUUUGCAAGGCAAAAAAAAGAAAAUGGCUGUUAAGAAGCAUCAGUUGGUUCGCCAGAAUCAAGAAGAGGUGAAUUUGACUACACUUGUGGAGUAUAUUCAACCGAUUGUUGAUAAACCUGUGUUUCUGCCACCUCCAAAUGAGCUGAUACAAAGUUGUGAAAAUGUUGUGCAGUGUCUAAGUCGAUUGACGGGCACAGAGCAGGAGCUUUGGAAAUGCCUACGAAGUAUUGAAAAAUUUCUUGUUUUCGUAAUUAGCAAUGUGGACUGUAAAUUACGCAAUGAAAUUAUCACUACCAUUAUUGAUAAAUUCUAUUCCUAUAUUUCGGAUCCAAAUUCCAAUGCGUGCCCGGCCACGUCCGUGGUGUUGAUUGUGAUGGACGCUCCCGAUCCUAGAGCUUCAUUGUCCACAGCGCGAUGGGUUAUUCAACAGAGUAAAAAAAGCCAGUCGGAUGAAGGCCUGCGGUCGGCGCUCUCGUGUCUAUAUCGUUGGCUUUCAGAGUCGUAUACAUUACCUUAUCUAAGCAACUGGAUACUAUGCUUCAUUAAGGUCCUAGAGGAAAAUGAAAUGUUUGAUAUCCUUAUUGAGGAGUCCGUGAAGAAUAUAGGUAAUCUGUUUUCUGUGAUGAUAAGUCCUGCUACACGGAAACAACCCGUUGCUGAUGUAAUACUACAUUUAUUGAUAUCGUUGCGGGAGUCGCCUGAAGCUUUUGACCGGAUAUCCAAGCAUAUAGGUGAAACCCUAGAAUCUCUAGCUGCUGAUAGCAGGCAAUGGAGCAGGCAACUAUUGGGAAGCCUGGUUGAUAUUCUAACUUCUAUGAUCAAUUAUAAUAUGCAAUCAUUGAAAGGCGUCCAGCUGUAUAUGUUCCGGGACAAAUACAGCUACGUGAUCAAGCAUCUGGAACGUCAUAUGGUAACAAACGAUUCUACUGUAAUACUGGAUCCUAUAUGGAAGUCGCGAAACACUGGCGGCCAACCAGCCAAGGUAGAUACUGUUACCAGUCCCAAAGUUGGUCUACAAAAUCUUGGCAAUACUUGCUACAUCAACAGUGUAAUGCAAGCCCUGUUUUUGAUACACCAGUUUAGCAAUUACACAGUGCUCAAAAUGUUUGAAAAACCCUAUUGGGCCAAAAUGUCAGCGCUAUUUGUGACCAUGAUGCAUACAGUUGCUCCAUGUAUCAAACCAACAACGUUUGUGUCCGUCGCCAAACCGGACUUUUUUGUUCCGAAGCAACAACACGAUUGCUUUGAGUUCUUGGGGUACUUGUUCGAGUUGUUAAAAUCAUAUGAGAAUAGUACAAUAACCGAUGCUGACUUUGCCUACAAUACACCGGUCGUGCUAAAUUCUAGCCGAACAAACGUGACUGAGGGCAAGUCCGGCCAUGGCAAAAGUAACGAGCCAAAAGUAUCUGAAAAGCCAUGCACAUCGUCACAAACUCCAGAAUCCAGUAACUCGGCUGGUCCGUUCGGCCUGAAACGUCACAGUGACGCCGAUAUCAAUGUUACCAGCAAACGACGACGCUUUAACGACUCGUUCAUUAAUAAUGUAUUCGCUGGAGUAUUCCUCACUCGUAUAACAUGCAUACAUUGUGGCUCUUCUUCACGUUCAAGAGAUGUUUGCCGUGACCUGCAAUUGGCGUUCCCAGAGAAAUCCGGUGGCAACCAGUACACUAUUCAAGGGCUGAUCGACUUUUAUUUCUCUAAUGAAAUAUUAACUGGCGAGAAUCAGUACCAGUGCCAUGACUGUAAUAUUUUGCGGGAUGCAGAAAAAUGUGUCAUUAUUGAAUCUACACCGAAAAUAUUGAUAAUUAUUUUAAAAACCUUCAAAUACGAUACAAAACUUCGCGUCCAGACGAAAUUAAUGCACUCUGUGAUGUACAAUACAUCUGUGACCUUACCCACACUGCGUUCCCAAACGGAUAAGAACACGUACAAUUUGUUCGCUGCUGUAAUACACGUUGGCACCACCAUGAAUGCAGGUCACUAUUACACAUUGGGCAAGGAUAAUAAUGACUGGUACAUAUUCGACGAUUCCAGAGUGAAAGCGACAGACGAGACUGGUAUUAACAGGCUCGACCGUUCCCAUACACCGUAUAUGCUCUUCUAUAGGAGGACUGAUGUCGUUGAAGGCUCAAUUGCAGCCUUCGCAACACUGCCUAAACAGAUGCAACAAACGGUGAUGUCAUGCAACAAGGCCCAUUUAGAACUCCGUAAAACGACCAAAAAUCGUCCAUGACGGUUAAGGUCCGAUAAAUACAUGUACUUUUCGUUAGAUUGUGAUAUAUAAACACUAUAGAGAUAUAUGCGGAGUGAAAUAAAAUGCGUCGGAACUGAUUUUUAUUUUCAAAUUUUAUUUGUUUGUUGUUGAAACGAUUAUAAGAAUGACAUUGUGUUUUAAUGUAUAUUUUUAUUGUGUAUGGCAACACCCAAGGAUAUAUUUUUGUGUGGUCAACAUUUAAGUGUGAAACUAUAAUCGGCACAAUUUAAGAGAGUGAGUGUUACAUGGGGGUUGCAGCUACUGGAAGUUGUAUUUUUCAAUGUAAACCAAAACUUCUAAUUAAGAACAAUCAAGUAAGUGUAGUUAAAUAUCACUUUUCAAUCAAAUUGAUUUAUAUUCAAUAAUUAUCCUUUGAUUAUGAAAGGUAAUAGACAAUUUAUUGUUUAUCUGUAGACAAAAUUUAUGAAUUAAGUGUUUAUGUAUAGACGAAAUUCCGUGUAAAUAAAUUUAAAUGUACAUAAAAUUGAAUAUAAUCACUAUUAGAUAUCCACAUUUAGCCAAGGAAGCACAAGCUUUGUUGAUAUAGACUAGUCGCCUAAAUAAUAAGUCUAUGUCAUGAAUAAAUAAAGAUAUCUUCAGGAGAGCUGUUAAAUUAUACAAAUCUUUAUAAGACGCUGAAAAAGAAUUGCAUAAAUGUAUUUCCAUCUGUUGUAUAUAAAUUUGUUAGUCCACUGUUUUAAUCAUAAGGGUUAUAAUUUCUUAAAGUGCUAACAACUUUAAGCACAAACAUUUUACAAACCAUUGUGUUACCCAUACAUCAGUGGGAUUGCAUAUAAUUAAUUUAGAGAAAUUAUUAAUUUAAUGAUAAUUAUUAAGAUAUUAAAAUUGUAUCGUAUCGUAAUAGUAUAGUUGAUGUAUCCGUCUAAAUAGCUUUGCCUGAACUGCUACGAAUUAUAUGAAUACUGUGUAUAUGAUUUUUAAUAUUAGGGCAAAAUCAAAUCGGCCACAAUAUGGGUAAACUUCAGAAGCGAGACCGCACGAAUUAUAAAUCCCGUAUAUAUAAAUCAAAUUUUUGAUAUAAGUCGCGGUUCUCAAUAUCGCCCUAAAUUUAGUAGUGACUAAAGUUCGGUAAAUGUUUAAUAUGUAACAACCUAUUUAUGUACUAAUUAAAAUGAAUGUGUAUGUACAAUUAAAAAUAAAUCUUGAUGUAUAUAAUCGAUUCCUAAUUAAUUAUAAAAAGUUGAUUGAUUUGUUAUAACUAUGGUGUGUAUUGAU
Pieris brassicae (large cabbage white) is the source of this 3862-nucleotide messenger RNA. It is a transcript of the gene DUBAI, whose product is annotated as ubiquitin carboxyl-terminal hydrolase 35. The transcript is spliced from 12 exons. Gene Ontology annotation, biological process: protein deubiquitination. Gene Ontology annotation, molecular function: cysteine-type endopeptidase activity; cysteine-type deubiquitinase activity. Gene Ontology annotation, cellular component: nucleus; cytosol. The coding region runs from base 395 to 2605 and encodes 736 amino acids. NCBI's taxonomy places the organism in Eukaryota, Metazoa, Arthropoda, Insecta, Lepidoptera, Pieridae. The record is from RefSeq and is a predicted model, not a curated record.